Messenger RNA from Magallana angulata, 848 nucleotides. RefSeq lists its product as uncharacterized. Lineage: Eukaryota; Metazoa; Mollusca; Bivalvia; Ostreida; Ostreidae. Bases 94 to 756 code for a protein of 220 amino acids. The record is from RefSeq and is a predicted model, not a curated record. The transcript has 3 exons.
GGAGAAAUAAGUCCGAUUUUUUCUCAUUAAUAUUCAUUAACCACACUACGUAAAUCCUGACGUCACAAUGCAUAUAGUUCAAAGGGCGCCAAAAUGCAAACGCGAGGACGUAAUAUUGACUUUAAAAAGUUGUCGGAGGGUCAAACAGAAGAGGAGAAUAAAAGGAAACUUAGGAAAGCAUCCAAGUGUUAUGUGUAUGAAAACAAAUUUAAUGUAGAGAGGCUCAUAUGUAAACGAAAAGAUGGAUUGAUUCAGAAAUACCUAGUAAAGUGGGAGUCGUAUUCGGAGUACGAAUGUACCUGGGAGCCUUGGUUCCAUUUGCCCAAAAUAAUUUUAGACGAUUUCAGUACGCCAAAAAUUGAGAUAGAUCCAGACACUUUGCAGGAAAUAUCCGACGAGUUCCGCACCGCAGUGCAGGCCAGACUUUCACAAAGGGUUGGGUCCCACUUCUACAUUUCCUCAACGUUUGAUUCCUUCCGCCGUUUGUUCCAUAACAGAGGAACGGAGGUCCAAAAGGGGAGAAAACUUCUACAGAGAGACGAUUUUAGUGGAUUAUUGCUUCCAGAGGACUGGGACAUUUUUGUAUACACGAAACUGGGAGAGGGACGAGCUGUUUCGUUUCCAAUCAAAGUAACGCCGACUCUAAGGUGGAGUAAAAAAUGCUAUAGAGUAGUGUCUGGGUCCUUGGUUGAAGCCCCACGAAGGCCACUGGAGUCAUGGAAAGUUGAAAUUAGUACUGCCAGAUACCAUGUUUAAUAAUGACGUUUUCUUGGCAAUAUUGAAUUAGGCCUAUUGUUCUUGCACGCAUGUAUGAUUGUGUUCAUAUCAUAUUAGAAUUUUAAAUGUUG